This is a messenger RNA of Cynara cardunculus var. scolymus (artichoke), 3120 nucleotides long. Its product is annotated as clathrin heavy chain 2-like. The transcript has 15 exons. Gene Ontology annotation, cellular component: clathrin coat of coated pit; chloroplast; clathrin complex. The record is from RefSeq and is a predicted model, not a curated record. Lineage: Eukaryota; Viridiplantae; Streptophyta; Magnoliopsida; Asterales; Asteraceae. Gene Ontology annotation, biological process: intracellular protein transport; receptor-mediated endocytosis. Bases 134 to 1603 code for a protein of 489 amino acids. Gene Ontology annotation, molecular function: structural molecule activity; clathrin light chain binding.
UUUCUGCAAGUGUUUCUCCGAUGGGUUGAAAAUUCUCACACGGCGGAGACUCAAUCGAAUCGAAUCAAAUCAAAUCCCUAAUAGAUCAUAUCACAUCUGAUCUGCCGUCAUUUUGAUCUCUCUCGCCGUCACCAUGGCGGCCCUCAACGCUCCGAUCACUAUCAAAGAGGCACUUACGUUGCCAAGUAUAGGGAUCAACCCACAGUUCAUUACGUUUACCAAUGUUACAAUGGAGUCUGAUAAGUUUAUAUGUGUUCGUGAAACGUCACCUCAAAACAGUGUGGUGAUCAUUGACAUGAGCAUGCCAAUGCAGCCACUGAGGAGGCCAAUUACAGCUGACUCGGCUCUUAUGAAUCCGAUUUCGAGGAUUCUGGCUCUGAAAGCUCAAUUUCCCGGGACUACUCAAGAUCACCUACAGAUAUUUAACAUUGAGAUGAAAGCCAAAAUGAAGUCUCAUCAGAUGCCUGAGCAGGUUGUCUUUUGGAAGUGGAUUACACCUAAGAUGUUGGGCAUGGUAACCCAGACCUCAGUAUAUCAUUGGUCAAUUGAAGGUGAUUCUGAACCUGUUAARAUGUUUGAUAGAACAGCCAAUUUAUCGWACAAUYRGAUARUUAAUUACAAAUGCGAUCCAUCCGAGAAAUGGUUGGUGUUGAUUGGAAUUGCUCCUGGCUCACCUGAGAGACCUCAGCUAGUCAAAGGAAACAUGCAGCUUUUUUCUGUUGAUCAGCAGCGAAGUGAAGCUAUUGAAGCACAUGCAGCAUCAUUUGCCACCUUCAAAGUUCCAGGCAAUGAGAAUCCUUCGAUUCUUAUUUCUUUUGCAACAAAAAGCUCCAAUGCUGGACAGGUUACAUCAAAGCUGCAUGUCAUUGAGMUUGGUGCCCAGCCAGGGAAACCCUCCUUUUUUGAUGGUUCCUUCUCUUUUACCAAGAAACAAGCAGAUCUUUUUUUCCCUCCUGACCUUGCAGAUGAUUUUCCAGUUGCCAUGCAGAUAUCCCACAAGUAUGGUCUGAUUUAUGUCAUUACCAAGCUGGGGACUCUAUUUGUAAAUGAUCUUGGAACCGCCACUGCAGUCUAUAGAAAUAGAAUUAGCCCAGAUCCAAUUUUCCUAACAUCUGAAGCUUCAUCAGUUGGGGGAUUUUAUGCUGUUAAUAGUCGUGGACAGGUGUUACUUGCCACUGUAAAUGAAUCAACAAUUGUGCCUUUUGUUAGUGGACAGUCAAACAAGCUGGAGCUUGCUGUCAAUCUUGCCAAACGAGGAAACCUACUGGGUGCAGAAAAUUUGGUUGUUCAGCGUUUCCAGGARUUGUUUGCUCAAACCAAGUACAAAGAAGCUGCUGAGCUUGCGGCAGAAUCUCCUCAAGGCAUUCUUCGUACACCAGAUACAGUUGCAAAAUUCCAGAGCGUACCCGUGCAAGCUGGACAAACACCACCUUUACUGCAGUACUUCGGGACCCUUCUGACUAAGGGAAAACUGAAUGCAUUUGAAUCUUUGGAACUAUCUCGCCUAGUUGUCAAUCAGAACAAGAAGAAUCUUCUAGAGAAUUGGUUAGCGGAGGACAAGUUGGAAUGCAGUGAGGAACUUGGAGACCUUGUGAAGGUAUAAAGUAUUAAAGUUUACAAGGUUUUGUGUUUAUUUGCAUCAACAUAAUGUUCUCGUGUUGUUUACCAUUUAUCUUUCUUGAAUUUCUAGACAGUGAACGAUGAUCUUGCAUUGAAAAUUUACAUCAAAGCAAGAGCAACCCCGAAAGUUGUCGCAGCUUUUGCUGAGCGAAGGGAGUUUGACAAAAUACUGAUUUACUCCAAGCAGGUUGGGUAUUCACCUGAUUAUUUGUUCCUUCUGCAAACAAUUCUUCGAUCGGACCCACAGGGAGCUGUUAAUUUUGCUUUAAUGAUGGCCCAAAUGGAAGGAGGUUGUCCUGUUGAUUACAACACCAUUACAGAUCUUUUUCUUCAGGCCUGUUCACCAUCUUUAUUGCAUUUCCUCAUUAGAAUCUAUAAUAUGAAGAUAAAUUACCUUCUCUCGUGCAAGUGAGGAUCGAUAUUAGAAACAAAUUUUAAAUGCCGUUUAUUCCAUCUCUUCAGAGGAACUUGAUACGGGAGGCAACAGCUUUUCUCUUGGAUGUUCUUAAGCCCAAUUUGCCAGAACAUGCUCAUCUCCAAACUAAGGUCCUUGAAAUCAACCUUGUGACAUUCCCUGAUGUUGCUGAUGCCAUAUUAGCUAAUGGUAUGUUCAGUCACUAUGAUCGGCCUCGGAUUGCUCGACUUUGUGUGAAAGCAGGUUUUUUUUAGGAGGCUUAAGCCCAAUCCUCAAUUGGCCCAUAAUUAGCACCCCAUCCCAAGUCUGCUUGAUGCAAUAUUUGGCCCAUAUCCUGCUAAGCCCACAACCAACUGCCCAAGCUUCUGUGUGAAAGCAGGUCUUUAUUGAUGGAACACCCCAAAGCCUAAAGUGACUGGUCCAAAAACUUCUAAAUCGUCUCUAACUAAAACUAUAGUGGAAGUUAUUGAAAGCCUAAGAAAUUCACAGCUCUUAUUUUCUAUCAUAUGGGACGGGUUGUCACAAACUUCACAACUUAAAUUUUUUGGCAUCCUUGUCAAACCUACCCAACAUUCCUUAUUCAUUGACGAUGUGACAUUCGCGUAAGUGCUCCAAAUAUCCCCUUAAGAACUUAAGAUGCUCGAUGAGGCUUGACCUACUAUGUUGAUGGUACAAAGAUCUGACUCUGAUACUAUAUGUAAUUCCUAAAGCUCUAGCAAUAGGCUGAUCCAGUAACCUCCAAAUCAACUUAAAACCAUGGUGCACAACUAAGUUCUUAAAACGAGUUCACAAAUAUCACCCUCUAUCCAAGUGGGAUGGUUGUUACGCUUCUAUGGUAUUAUAAGCAAACUAUUGUGCCUCUCAAUAAUUUAUGCAAAUAUAAACAAUCUUCCCUCUUUAUUGAACAUGCAUUUUCACAUCGAUAAAUCUCGUGUUAUUUACUUGCUUUCAGUAAUUAUAUUGUAUUGGAAAGUGUAUGUUCUUUGGCUAUUAUUGUAAGGUUUGAUACAUCAGUGAGAUUACAUUUAUUGACUCAUAUACAAUUGUAUCUGUAUUGAUUAGUGAGUGAUACACAAUAUCUAUUA